Brassica napus (rape) is the source of this 783-nucleotide messenger RNA. RefSeq lists its product as uncharacterized. The transcript has a single exon. Bases 1 to 783 code for a protein of 260 amino acids. NCBI's taxonomy places the organism in Eukaryota, Viridiplantae, Streptophyta, Magnoliopsida, Brassicales, Brassicaceae. The record is from RefSeq and is a predicted model, not a curated record.
AUGGGAUGCUUAAUGGACUUAAUAGGGACAAGAGGACAAAUUGAUAUGGGUAUUGGCCGGUAUGACACAGUUCUCACUGCACUAACAAAGAGAAGAAGAAGAAAUCAUCGAUCCGAAGUGCUUCUCGCUAUAGAGCAGAGCCUUAGAAACCUAGUUCCAUCUGAUGAUGCAGAUGAGAUAUUAUGGAAGGGAAAGAAUGAUGUGUAUAAGCCGAAAUUCAUUACAAGAGACACUUGGAACCACAUUCGCUCAACGACGAGUAAGGUUUCAUGGCACAAAGCACUCUGGUUCAACCAAGCAACACCUAAAUUUCGGUUCUGUACUUGGCUUGCACUACGGAACCGUUUAACAACUGGUGAUCGUAUGGCAGCCUGGAACGUUGGUAUUGAUGGUAGCUGUGUCCUCUGCAAUCAGCACUUGGAAACCAGAGACCAUCUUUUUUUCUCAUGCUCUUACACUUCAAUGGUGUGGAGGAAACUGGUUCAGAAUCUGUAUAGAGCCCACUUCUCUACGGACUGGUCUACCAUAGUGGAGUUUCUGUCCCAGUCGGGGGAUGACCGAGAGACACUCUUUCUUGCUCGUUACGCCUUCCAAGCUGCAAUUCACACGCUAUGGAGGGAGAGGAACGCUCGUAAGCAUGGUGAGGCUCCGUCCUCGCAGGGAACCAUCAUCAAGUUCAUUGACAAGGCGGUCCGAAACAGACUGAUGUCAUUACGAAGGGACCACCACGCUAGAGCUUUGCGAGGUGCAUAUCAAACAUGGAUUGGAGCUGUCCAAGCUUAA